Carassius auratus (goldfish) is the source of this 1140-nucleotide messenger RNA. Its product is annotated as parapinopsin-like. Gene Ontology annotation, molecular function: G protein-coupled receptor activity. The transcript has 3 exons. Gene Ontology annotation, cellular component: membrane. NCBI's taxonomy places the organism in Eukaryota, Metazoa, Chordata, Actinopteri, Cypriniformes, Cyprinidae. The record is from RefSeq and is a predicted model, not a curated record. Gene Ontology annotation, biological process: visual perception; G protein-coupled receptor signaling pathway. The annotation marks the transcript as partial.
UUGGCUUGACCACAUCUUGAAACUAUCUAGAGAAAGCUAUAUGAGGCAAUCAUGUGCUUCUGCGUUUAGCGUUUGGUGAACUCUAGUCCCACUGAAAUAAUGGGUUAGAAAACUCUACAGACUUGAUGGAUUACACUGACUUUACAAAGCACAGACUCUCGUUUCAAAACAAAACUGAUUAAAUACUUCACAUAAGCCAUAAUUAAUGGUGUAAUGAUUGAGUCCAACGUGAGUCUGAGUUGCGCGUGGUGCGCUGGAGGAGGUGAUGGGACCAGAGCGCACUUGGAUGAGAGUCACUCAGAACACAGUCUGAGUCCGACUGGACACUUGGUCGUCGCGGUGUGCCUUGGAUUCAUCGGAACUUUUGGGUUUCUCAACAACACGCUCGUUCUCAUCCUGUUCUGUCGCUACAAGGUGCUUCGCUCGCCCAUGAACUGUCUUCUGCUGAGCAUCUCAGUGAGUGAUCUGCUGGUGUGCGUCCUCGGCACUCCGUUCAGCUUCGCCGCCAGUACGCAGGGACGGUGGCUCAUCGGUCGCGCGGGAUGCGUGUGGUACGGCUUCAUCAAUACAUUCCUGGGUGUUGUGUCUCUAAUCUCCCUGGCGGUGCUCUCUUACGAGCGCUACAACACCAUGAUGGGGGCCACGCAGGCCGACUCUACCAAUUAUAGAAAGGUGGCCAUGGGUAUUGCUUUCUCCUGGAUAUAUUCCAUGGUUUGGACUGUUCCGCCACUGUUUGGAUGGAGCUGCUACGGCCCGGAGGGUCCCGGCACCACCUGCAGCGUCAACUGGGCCGCCCGGACAGCCAACAACGUGUCUUACAUCAUCUGUCUGUUUAUCUUCUGCCUUAUUCUCCCUUUUGUGGUGAUUGUCUACAGCUAUGGCAGACUCCUUCAGGCUAUCACACAGAUGAGCAGGAUCAAUACAGCGGUGAGUCGAAAACGGGAGCAGCGUGUUCUCUUCAUGGUGGUCACCAUGGUGGUGUGUUACCUGCUGUGCUGGCUGCCCUAUGGGGUUAUGGCCCUGCUGGCGACAUUCGGGCGUCCCGGCCUGGUCACGGCAGCGGCCAGCAUCGUUCCUUCUCUGUUAGCCAAGAGCAGCACUGUCAUAAACCCCAUCAUCUACAUCUUCAUGAACAAACAG